Cinara cedri is the source of this 7240-nucleotide messenger RNA. The record is from the annotation of a GenBank genome assembly. Lineage: Eukaryota; Metazoa; Arthropoda; Insecta; Hemiptera; Aphididae.
CAUUAUUCAGUUUUACUUUACUGUUAUUACACUUAUUGUUUUUUUUUGUCAAGUUAAAAUUUACAUAGCAAAACAAACCAAUAGUAAAGUUAAAGUUUACAUUACUUUUCGCCAGUUUUUAAGCAGAAACCUGCGUUCUUAAUUAUUAUUGUAAUACUUUCUUAAAUGAUUUUUUUCAACCAGUUCACUGUAAAAUAUAUUACAUACGAAUCACAAAGAGAGUAAAAAAUACGAACACAAACAGGUUUAUAGCGCCGUUUCGCAUAGUUCGACUCCGCACUGCCGCAUCUUUCGUGCACCUCGUCAGUAUGAAUAUUUCUACGAUCCCGAGUGUACCUGCGCUAUACGCAUACACUGGGUUAUAGUAACGGAGGAAUAGAUCGAUUCAAAUAUUUUAAGUUAAAUACACUUUUAUUUUGAACGGUUUUCGUUCGUUACAGUCGACACACUAUACUAUUCUACGUCGGUUGUGUUAUAUAUCAGUUACUUGAUUUACAUCUCAUUGAGGUACGUACGAAUUCAACGUUUUAAUACGGGACUAAGAAAUCUUUUAAAUCUAAUUAAUUUAAUUGUUAUUUGUUGCUCAUAUUUAAUCACAUAAAAACUCUAAAUUCAACGUAAAUUAAUUAAAACUACAGGUACAUUGUUAAUUAAGAUAGUAGGAUUGUAGCGAAGGAAUCCACUUUUUCGGUUAAAAACUACAGUGAUCGUACCACUAGAACUUUCUUACGGGGCGGGGCGGGGCCGAAACAUAUUUUCACCGGCUUUUUAAAGUGUAAAAUUCCUUAAAAAAACUAACGUCACAGCUAUACAAAUUUUAUUAAUAAUCACGGGAAUCGGGUUCUUUUACACUUUGUAAAAUAUAACAUAUUAAUACAUGAAAUAAGUAAUUUUUAUUUAACUAAAUAUAAUAUUAUGGAUUUAUAAUACAAAAUCUAACCUCCGGUUUUUCGUUGGAGAGAAUAUUUCAACAACAUCAUACACACCGGUAUACUUAUUUCCCGGUAAAUAUGCAACAGCGCUAGCCCACUUAAGCGAUCCGGGCAUAUUUAUUUCAUAACUAGAAAUCAACGAUAAGAGACAACUAUCGAACCGCCAGCACGAAAUGAUAACACCGAAAACCACGGCUUUAGAUAAGGGAAGUGUGUUUAAAUACAGAAAUGCAUAGUUCCACAGUUCGCAUUGCUUAAUUGUGCGCGUAACGUAGAUAAUAAUAACACGUUGAUUAUCACCGGCUAGCUAAAAUGUUGAAUAAAUAUAUGGUUGAUAAAAGUAAAAUAAAUAAGUCUGAUUUAAACAAAUAUUAUCGCAGUGAAAGACUUAGUAUGAUUACAUACCUGUAAUCAUAUAAAAUUGUAAAAUUUCCUUAUUGAUCGACGUGCUAUUCUCGAAAUCCAAAUGCUCAAUUAAUAGUUUUUUUUUUUUAUUAAGAUCAAUGCAUUUAUUACGUUUUAAAAAGUACGAUUUUUCAAGAGUGAUGUUUUCUACCUUACGGACAUUUUUUUCCAUGUCUCUUGAGACCCGGAUAGCAUUGGAAUGUAACAUUGACAUUGCAUUAAAUAUACCGUUAAAUAAAUAUUCAUAUUGAAUGCAUAUUCCAUUUUUGUUGUUUAAUACAGCCGCAAUAUGCAUGCAAUUUUAUUGGGUCACUGUUUAAACAUUGUCUAUUAUCAAUAAUUUAAUUGUGAGACGUAUGAAACGUCGAUAACAUAUUUCUUAAUAACCAAUUAGUGUCUUUUGAAUGUUGCCGAUGCAUAUUAAACGUCCAUAUUCGAUAUUAUUGACAACUCAAAAAUUGGUCAAUCCUAUCGAUCGUGUAUGGGGCACGUAUGACGGCGAUACGUGAAACAAACAGUUUUUCGGACGUUCUUCGUUUAUUCUGUCACGGGUAAAAUACGGUACCGUCGAUUAUUGAUUGAAAACCGUAAUACUGUAGUCUGUGCAGCAACUGAUUGUAGUAGCGGCUUCGAUUUACAUAAGUGGUCCCUCAAGGUAAGAUAUCCGCGGCCAUCGAGUGUUUUCCUCGGAGUCCCGGUGGCCCGGUCCGACCAUGGCUAAGACAGGAGAAACGAUUCGAACGAGAACAAAAAUAACCGACACUGUACAAUACACGCGUAAGAUGUUUUGACGCGCAAUUAUAACACCUUUGACUCGGUAUACGUUCUACGUGUUAUCGCUGUACUUUAUUAACAACACAAAUACUAACGGCGCAUUAAAGCCGAAAUAUCGAAGCCGUUAUCGGAGUGUUCGUGAAGCCGUUGUCUUUACGAAACGAAUCAAACACGCCCGGAAAUCGUACAGACGUGUACACGAUGACACAUGCGUCAUACUGGCAUUCGUACUCGUGCCCACACAUUAUCGAACACGUUGAGUAUUACGGAUUUAAAAACUUAACAAAAACCGGUUUUUGCUGGGAUCGCAGCCCGUGGCCAUAUAGGUGAGCGGACAGAAUUCGCGUAACCUGCGGUAUAUUGUUUACGCGACCAAACAUUUCGGGUCACCUUUGCUGAAUCGAUUGCCAUUUUCCGUUAUCCGUCAAACGCGCCCAGACGUAACGCAACAGUUUAACAUAGUCCGCUCUAUACAUUUUUGUUUUGUACGAAAAUCAAUUGAGUAAUUUUUUACUAAACCGAACGUGAUAGUAAUGUACGCAACCAAUUAUAUUUAUUUCGGCCAUCAAAGUAAAACAUUCGCACGUCAAGGCCAUAAGUAAGCGAAAACAAAAAUUCGAGGGUAUUCCACAUUUUAUUUGUUUUCGCCAAAACAUUUAAUGACAUUUUUUUUUUCGAUUAUUAAACUAUUGCGCUAUCGUAUUGUGAAUAACAUUUUCUUAUUAGUUUUACAAUUUCAGAGGGGAGCUCUGGGUAGGGUGCACAACAAUUAUUACAUUCUUAUUGAAGUUUGGGAACUGCUGUUGUAGACUGGAUAAUAUAUUAUUAUGAAUGUGUCUUCUUAUCGUGUUUAUCAGUAAAAAAACGGACAUAUUUUUCAUGACGGGGGGGGGGAGGAUACUGUUGUUGGUGAGAAGUAGGAGAGGUAGUAGGGAAAUCGAAUGUAUAUCAGUAGGCGACGAUCAAUCAUUGAUAAUGAAAAACGAUUUUGGGCAGAGUACGGUAUACAUGUUUUAAAAAGGCCUUAAUAUUUACGAUUUAAAAAUAAAACAUUUCGUAAAUUUUCCCUUUUUUCCCGGUUUAUUCAAUUUAUUAAAAAAAACCCAAGCGAAAAUCAAAAAAUUACCUUUUAAUGUUCCAUCUCAAAUAAAUUUCUUUUCACGAAAAGUAUAUUUGAACAUCGGAGCAACAUUUCUGGUUGAAAAGUUGUUCACAGUUAAACAAAUAAAAUAACAAUAAACAUCUUUGCAAAACCAAUACAUUCUCGCUACAUUCGGAAUCUAAAAUAUUGUAGUAUCCUUAAACUAUAACGUAAAAUACCAUCAAUUUAACCAGAACAUUUUUUUUUUUUUACAGAGAAAAUAAAUCAACUAAAGAUUAAAUCGAAUUUUUAAACACAAAUAUAAUAAUAUAAGUUAAGAAUGAUUAUUGAUUAGGUAUAUGAUACAAACAUAAUGAGUUUGUCUAAAAACGAACGUAGUAAUUUAUAAUCUUUUAAAAAACCACUUAUCAGCCACUUUUGCGAGUUGGAAGUGUAGAAAGUAUAAUAUUAUAGACACUAAGUAUACUGAUAUAGAGUAUUUAUAUAGAGUAUAGAGUAUAGAGAUAUAGAGUAGUGAUUUAUUGUACAUACCGAAAGCAACUAUAAAUCACUGCAAUCAAAAGUCGAUUUUCAGUGAUACUCAGUUAGCUGAUGAGGUACAUAUUAAUCGUAUUUUCUUUUUCUCGUAGCCAAAGUAACCCAGAAAUCAACAGAGACAAAACGAAUGUAUGGUCAUUUGUUGUCAGUUUUUUUUAUGUUUGUAGAAUUAUUUGUAAUAGAAAAAUGUUUCACAUAAAGUAUCGACCGCCGAGCGAAAAAUAAGUAACUUUCAAUGUAAGGCGCAAACAAAAUCGAAGCAUUUUUACCAAUCAUGAACACUUCUUGGUAUUACAUCUAGUAUAAUAAAUUGUCGGUAAUAAAUUAUAUUGGAUCAUAAGUAUUUUUCAACAUUUUUAACAAUAUAAAAGUUUGUCCCAGCGUGCCCUGUAAACGAGUUUACGGCGUCAAUAAUGGUAUUAAACUGAUUAAUGAUUUUGAUUUUGAUUUGAGAAACGACGAAUGUUCCAAUGUCAGGAACCAGGCGGUUCACUUCUGGAACGAGCGUGGAAAUAGUUCCGUUUCGACAAGGCCACGUGAACCGGUUACUUUUUAAAAAUAACUCUAAAAGAAACUACACUAGAAUAUGUAUACCAUACGUUGUGUCUUAAAGGAUCCCCCCCCCCAUUAUUGUAUAACAUCACGUUACCCGCAGCAAACGAAUAACAAUAACAAUCGUAACGUACACCUGCAAAUGAUUUCUGUAAUUAAAAGGAACGUCCGCGCAAUGCCGGUGUAAAUAUUAUUAUUUCAUUAGGUUUCUGGGAAAUCGUUCGUAGCAAUAUCACGCGUGCUCGCAACACCGUCCGCGUGUCGUAUCGUUCGCCGAAUGGUAUUUUAUGCUCGCACGUGUUCUCAAGGUUCGCGAUAUUAUUCCGUAAAAAAAAAAGAAGCAGAAAACGGAAAUAAACAUUUAUACGGAAUCCGAGUGUUCGAACGGACACAAUCGUUAGCGGCGUCCGAGCCGGUGCGCGCGGUUUCCCGCAAUUCGCGCACCUGUCGGCCCGGAACGUAUUGUUUCAAAACGAACGUUGAAUUUCGUAACGUCACGUGUUCCAUGUGCCCGUACAGCUGCGGCAAUGCCGUCUGGCGCGCCGUCGUAUAGCUGCCAACUGCAGUCGGUCGGCCGCAAGAACGACGAGCGGAUCUUGGACCGGACCGGAGUUUACGGCGACGCGGUCCGACCGAAAUCGAAACCCGCGACCGAAACGACCGACGGCGGUUCGCGACGAGGAGAAAUGGACGGCGUUUCGGCGAAACGGGGCGCUGAGAGAAAUGGCGGUGUCCACGGGCCCGGGGCGAACGGCGCGGAACGUGCGGCCGAAAACGGGCCCGACAAUAGGGCGCGUCUGGAGGACGACGGACGCGGUCUGUUGCCGAGCCCCGUUGCAGACACGACCGACGAGGUAAGCGAUCGAAAACGACAAACCGUCCGGUUACCGCGCAUUGUUCGUAACGGCGGCCGGCGACUGUUUUUUUCCGAUUUAUACGGGGCGGGGGAGGAGGGGUGUGAUUCACCGAGCGCGCUCAGUGCUCGCCCGAAUUUUCUUUUUUUUUAUCAGUUAAAUUCGUACGCGUUCGAAUUUUCGAUAUUUGAAAUAGUUCGGCGUUUUCGAAUACUUAGGUUUUUCGCGGCAUUCGACAGGUACCCUGCGCAAAUACGCAUGGAGAACGUACAUUGAAAAUCCCAUAAAUAGUUGGGUGUGUCACUUUAACGUUUCUGAUUUCUGUCUACCCGUCGACGAGACAUUUUACGUUGAAGUUUAAACGCGCGGAGAGAGUAGUGGAGUGCUUGAAAAUUCUAAAAAAAAAAAAUCAGAAUUCGAAUACCUGCGAAAUCGACCUCGUUAUUUUUUUUUUUUACUCAAUUCGAGCACCGUUAAUAAUAAUACGCACGCCCGACACGUUUUCAGAUGAUUAUAGAGGAGGAGGAAGAAGACAUCCCGAACGCUUUUAAUCUGUACAGAAACAAAAAACUUAUAUCCCACGGCAUGAUGGAUGUCGCGUUAUUUUCCGCAAACGCCAAUCAGCUGAGAUACGUACUGGAAUCCAGUAACGGCGACGUCAUUCGCAUCAUAUGCAUCACACUUCUGUUGAUCAGCAUAUUUCUGCAGGUAUUGCCGUUAUACAAGUACCGCAUUGUCGCGUAGCGCCGUGUACACACAAAUCGCCGCCGAUCGGUAAACUGAAAUUCCCGUUCGAAUGUUACAGAUCUUGGUGGGCAUCGGGCUUUUGCUGAGCGCCCGGUACAACGUGACUAACUGCGACCAACGGAGAAUGGCGUUCAAAUUUGGAAACUACGUUAUCGUGGGCAUAUUCCUCAUAACCGUCGUCAACAUUUUCAUAACGUCGUUUGGCGGACCGUCGGCGAUCCCGCCGGCAGCGAUAGCGGCUUCACCCUUGACUGAAUUCCGGAUGUUAAACGACACGGAUACCGCGAUAAUCACAUGAGUGUACGAAGCGAAUAUAUAUUUUUUUUUAUUGCUAUUUAUAAGUCGUGAGUUUGCAACAGUUUAAUGUAGUGACUAUCUAUUGUUGGAUAAUAGCUAUCUCCUUCGAUCACUAUUCGAAAACUCGAUUAGAAACGUGUUUAGAGAGAUAUCAGAGUGACGUUUAAAAAAAAUAUUUUUCACUGAACAGUUCUAAAGUCACCGAAAAGACCAAAAAUCAAUUUCACUCAAAAUGUUCGUAGAUAAGCCCUGGUUAAAAAAAAAAAAAAAAUCAAUCAUUCUGUACAGUAUACUGUGUGUACAAAUUGCAUUUUAAAAGGACCACCAUUAAACUUGGUCGACUUCAGUAUUAAACAAAUCACACAUAACGAUAAUUAUGGUAAUAACCGGUCGAUAACCAUUGAUUAAACAUAGUGCCUAAUGUAAUAUAUUGUAUUAUAUUUUAUGCUUUGUGUAAUCAACAAUGACAUUACUACGAUUAUACUAGGUACCAUUUUUACUAAGCUGAAUAGAUGGCGCCGAAUCAGUUUUGAUCAGUUCCGAUCAAUCAGGAUAAAAUACAUUUACAACAAUAAAUUUAUUUUGUCAUGCGGUCUCAGACUUAUCAACUAAAUUGCAAUUACAGAUUCGAAAUUUACCGCUUGACGUUAUGAAGUGUUUAGUCCGCACGGGAACAUUCAUUCGGAUGAACAAAUCGAAUAAUCAAACCUCGCAUAAUGUACAAAAGAUGUAUUCCAAAAUAAAAAUAAAACAUUUAAACGACUGAAAAUCAUAAUUCGUGCGUGUUGUUCAAUUCAAAGUAUAUGAGUAAAAGAAUAGGUAUUACCAUUGUAACAUUCUCUAAUGUGUUUAAUAUUUACUAAAUAAGUUAAAAACGAAAUUAACUGAAUAUCUAGUUGAAAAAAAAAAAAUGGAAGAUAUUUUUAAAUAUUAUAUGGUAUAAUUAAUGCGAAAAUAAACGAUAGUUUAGUUUAGUAGCGUACUUUAUAUCGUAGCGAAUUAAAUAUAAUUAUCUUUGUGUAUAUAUAUAUAAAUUACCG